AUGGGUAAUCAUACAUUAAAGAAUAUCCAAUUUGUGGAAAACAGAUUAUUGGGAAUUUGGGGUGCUCCCUCAAUGGUUUAUAUGGAAUUGGCUGGCUAUGCAAAGUUGUUUGAUAUGGUUUCAGAGAGACAAUCAGUAAAUGGAAAUGAAAUCAAUCAAAUGUGGUCACAUGUUAUCAAUUUAUCAACCAAUGAUAUGCCACUCAAACCACUUUCAAAGAUUGAAGAAUUCUUUUGUGAUCAUUUUAAUACAACAUAUAUGUGCAAAGGGAGAUAUCUUGAUAAUGAAAGAUUUAAUGGAUAUUAUAUGGAAUUUGUAAAAGGAGAUUAUUGGAGUAAAGUUGGUGAUGGUACAUAUAAUUCCUAUGACUGUGGAAAACCAGGAAAUUUAAAAUAUUUUUCACCGGUGAGCAUUGGAACACAAUGGCACAUGUUAACAUCUGGAUUUGCUCAUCAUCUCAUUUCAGACAUCAAAUCUCUUGAAACACUCAUGUCACUAAAGUUCUCUUAUAUUCCAGAUGAAUCAUUUUAUCAAGCUGCUUGGAGAACCUAUUCACAAGACGAUUUUGAAUCAAACUAUCACAGAGAUACCAUGUGGGACAAGGUAACAACAAGUCAACAUAGCAGAUACAGUGUAGAUCUUGAAGACUUGGAUACUAUACCAAAACAUUUAAUGUUUAUCAGAAAAGUAUACACCAAUCAAGUAAAAGAAGCAAUCAUUUCCAAGUUUCUAACCGUCUAA
Cavenderia fasciculata is the source of this 741-nucleotide messenger RNA. RefSeq names its product GlcNAc transferase (gene gnt9). Gene Ontology annotation, cellular component: membrane. The transcript is spliced from 2 exons. Gene Ontology annotation, molecular function: protein xylosyltransferase activity. Gene Ontology annotation, biological process: chondroitin sulfate proteoglycan biosynthetic process; heparan sulfate proteoglycan biosynthetic process. Bases 1 to 741 code for a protein of 246 amino acids. NCBI's taxonomy places the organism in Eukaryota, Evosea, Eumycetozoa, Acytosteliales, Cavenderiaceae. The record is from RefSeq and is a predicted model, not a curated record.